AGUUGCUUCCAUCUCCUUCCUGCUUGUUCCUUUGGCGAACUAGAUCAAUUAAAUUGUGCACCAAGAUGUCUCAUCUCCUGACAAGCAUCGCCACUAUCCUGGAUGUCUUCUACCAAUAUUGCGGCCAAGAUGAGGAAUGUGACACGAUGAGCCAAAGCGAACUGAAAGAACUUCUGGAAAAUGAGCUGCAAUUUAUUCUGGAGAAUCCGGGAGAUUGUGAUACUGUGGAUGUCAUCAUGCUUAAUUUGGAUCGAGACCAGAACAGAAGAAUAGAUUUUACUGAGUUCCUAUUGAUGAUAUUCAAACUAACAAUGGCAUUCAACAAAACUUUUAAGAAGGAGUAUCGUCACGGCCACCAUGAGGAUCUGACUGAAACAGAAGAAGAGGAAGAUGAAGAAAAAGAAGAAGAUGAGGAAGAAAAAUGGGGGGAAUCAAAAUACAGAAAUUCAAGUAGAAAGACCAAAGAGGAAGAUGGGACAUCCAGAACUGGAAAAUCACAGGACAAAAAGAAAAUCAUGUACAGGUGUGAUUUCGGAGAGAGAGAGAAACAAAAUUCUCAACCUAACUCAAAGAAAAAAGGCUCAAAGAAAGCAAAUCAUGGGUCGAUUUUAAGCAAAUCAGGAAAGAGAAAUGAAGAUAAACAUGAAUGCAGCUCAAGCAAAAAGGGAGAAAGGAAACGGAAUUCAAGGACAAGGCACACCACAGUAAAGGGCGGAGAAACAUAUGAAACUGACACUGAGAUUUCAAAUGAACAGGGUGAAAAUAGAUGGAAGAGAACUCAAGAAAAUGGAAGUAAGAAAGCAGAAAAUGACAUGACAAGACAAGGUCAAUCAGUAACUUUUGAAGGAGAAGAGGAAAAGUAUGAAGGCCAGAGACAUGGAUCUAGUUCAGGUGGAAGGUUUUCAGCGAAGAAUAGUGCCUCUGGUGUUAAGGUUGCUGAGCCCUUUUCGGGGCUGCUUUCCACCUUUCAUGUCCACAUGAUUUACCCAACUCUCACCUGUGGCUCCAAGAAGCUGUAG
Molecule: messenger RNA, 1019 nt
Organism: Vombatus ursinus (common wombat)
Lineage: Eukaryota; Metazoa; Chordata; Mammalia; Diprotodontia; Vombatidae
Product: filaggrin-2-like
Exons: 4
Coding region: 66-1019 (317 amino acids)
Biological process (GO): establishment of skin barrier
Cellular component (GO): cornified envelope; keratohyalin granule
Molecular function (GO): calcium ion binding; transition metal ion binding
Source: RefSeq, a predicted model, not a curated record